Molecule: messenger RNA, 7314 nt
Organism: Triplophysa dalaica
Lineage: Eukaryota; Metazoa; Chordata; Actinopteri; Cypriniformes; Nemacheilidae
Gene: tprb
Product: translocated promoter region b, nuclear basket protein
Exons: 50
Coding region: 10-7122 (2370 amino acids)
Biological process (GO): mRNA export from nucleus; protein import into nucleus
Cellular component (GO): nuclear pore
Molecular function (GO): structural constituent of nuclear pore
Source: RefSeq, a predicted model, not a curated record
AGACGAAAAAUGGCGGCUGUAUUGCAGCAAAUAUUGGAGCGAUCGGAAAUUUCUAAACUCCAAAAAACUGUCCUGACUAAGUUAGAGAAGUACAUUGCAGAUCAACAAUGUGAAAUUGACUGUCUAAAGGCACACCAGGAACAAAACCGAGUGGACAGUGAACAACAGUAUUUUGACAUCGAGAAGAAUUUCGCAGAGAGCCAAGCUCACUUUGUGUCCCAGACUCAAGAGCACCAGACACUGAAAGAGGAGUCCAGGAAACUGGAGGAUGAGCUAAAAUGUCUGCAAGAGAAAAAUAAGGACCAGUCGUCUUCCCAUGCUAAACUGGAAUCACAACAGAAUGAAUUAUCUAAAAUCAAAGAUGAGCUGGAGGGGGAAAAGAGAGAGCUCGUGCGGACCUUGGAGAGAAGAUCACAGGAGAUGGAACACCAAAGCGAGGACCUGAAGCGUCUUUCUGACAGACUGUUGGAGGUCAAUGCUGAGAAGAUGCAGCUUCAGCUCAAACUGGAAGAAUCUGAAGCCUCUGCAGUCUCGAUCAAGUAUAAAGAGAAGCGAAUGGAGCAGGAGAAAGAUCUACUCCAGGGUCAAGUGACCUGGCUGAACACCGAGCUCAAAGCCAAGAGCGAAGAGCUGCUGACUCUCUCACGGCAGAGGGGCAGCGAGAUCCUGGAGCUCCAAUGCAGCCUUAACAACAGGGAUGAAAAGAUCACCCGACUCCAAGAUCAGGUGACCAGCCUGAAGGCGUCUAAUGAGAACCUUCAUAGGCAAACAGAGGAAAUGAUCUCCAAGCUAAAAGAGGCAAAGGAACAACAAGCCAGUUUGGAGGAGAAGUUCAGCAAUGAAAUCAAUGCAAAUAUCAAGAUCUCAAAUUUGUAUAAGGGAGCGGCGGGUGAUGCUGAGGCCAAGAGUGAGGAGCUCAGCAAAGCUGUGGAGGAACUUCACAAGCUUCUUAAAGAGGCUGGAGAGACUAAUAAAGCUCUGGAGGUGAAGAUGGAAGAGCUGGAAGAGUGCAAGAACAAGGAAAUUGCUGAACUGAAAGAAAUAAUCCGCAGCCAGGAGAAAGAGUUGGAUAAUGCUAAUGAGCUGCUGUCUGACGCCAAACACAGAGUUUCAGGAGCUUCUUCACAUCUCACAGAGGAGCUGGUGACCACCAUGUCCCCCACCGCAGCAGCGGUAGCCAAAAUCAUCAAACCAGGCAUGAAGCUCACAGAGAUAUAUACAGCUUACGUUGAGGCGCAAGAGCAGUUGCAGCGGGAGAAGCUAGAAAACAAGCGUCUGCACAAGUACCUGGAUGAUAUUGUUCAGGAGAUGGAAGCCAAGGCGCCUAUUCUCAAGAGACAGAGGGAGGAACAUGAGCGCUUGCAGAAGUCUGUGUCUAGUCUCUCUGCUAAACUUGAGCAAGCUGUGGCGGAAGUCCACCGCUUGCAGAAGGAGGCGGAUGAAGCCAACAAAAGUUCUUCUAUGCUGACAAGAGACAACCAGAGACUUGAGGUGCAGCUGGUUGAUACGGCUCAACAGGUUCGGGUUCUCCUAAUCGAGCUGGAGGAGGCACGUGGGAAUCACGUCAUACGUGAGGAGGAGGAUUUUGGUUCGGCUGAUGUGAGCAGUACGUCCGAGGUGAUCUCCCAGCAUCUGGUCACAUUCCGCAGCGUCGAUGAGCUCCAGCAGCAGAACCAGCGCCUCCUUAUGGCCCUCCGAGACCUCAGCGAUGCAAAGGAGAAAGACGAGCUGGGGGGAGACAUCAUGAAACGCAACGAGGUGGAGAAAUAUCUGGAGGAGCUUCAAUGCGAGUUGGAGCAGUUGAAGGAAAAGAGAGCUCAAGAUGUGCAGAAGGUCGAUGCCGUUGCACGACAGAGGGACAUGUUCCGCAUGCUGCUGUCCCAGGCCACCGGCGUCACCUUCCCACAGCAAGGUGCUGUUACUGAGGAGCUCAUGCUGACCUCCACCCCUCGUCGAUCUCCAGCUGUCACACCCACUGCUGCCACCCCUACAACACUGGUUGCCACGGCGAUCGAGAACACUGAGUCUGUAGAGGCCAGGGCUGCCCUGAAGCAGCUGCAAGAAGUCUUCGUGGUGUAUAAGAAGGAAAAAUUAGAGGCUGAGAAGUCUCUGACCAGGCUAAGUGAAAAACUACAGGACCAAGUGACUGAAUUGCGCUCUGAAAACACCAAAAUUGCCACGCAGCUAGAGUUCACCUCCAAACGAUAUGAGAUGCUCCAGGAUAACGUGGAGGGGUACCGUAAGGAGAUAGCUACUCUAAAUGAGAAGAACCAGAAACAGUCUGCAACGAUCCAGCAGAACCAACAGAGCAUACAUACCCUCACUCAAGAUCUGCGUGUUGCAUCUGAGAAACGUGCCCUUGCUGAGCCUGAAGCAGAGAACCUGCGCAAAGAAAGAGACAUGUUGAAGAUGGUUGAGAUCCGACUGACCCAGGAGAAAGAGUCUAUUCAGGCCCAACAGCACGGCCAGAGCUUGCUGCUGUCCAACCUUAAAUCAAUACAGGCAACCCUUGAACGCUCGGAGACCGAAGUCAGGCAGCGUAUGACGGCCCAGAUCGAGAAGCAGGAAAGAGAGAUCACUCAACUGCAGAAGAAACUUGAGAAUGAAGUGGCACAGAAACACCUACUCGCACGCAAUCAAGAUAUGCAGCUGAUGGAUGCUAGGAAACAGCUGGAAACGCAAGCAGCUCAGUACCAGAGGAGCAGAGAACAGCUUAUUUCCACCCAACUGGAGCUGGACAACCUGAGGGUGCAGAUGAGUAGCGGUGAUUUCCGACUUAUGUCACCCACUGCGCACAUAGGUCUGCAUAGUAGAGAAAGUGAGGUGGAGUCUCUGCGUGCCCAGCUGAAUCAUGCAGAAAAAUUGGCAGAUGAGCUGACCGAGCGACUGAAAAACGCAACUGCAAGUAUGGAACAGUACAAAGACAUGUGUCUGAACCUGGAGGAAUCUCUGGAUAAAGAGAAACAGGUAACUGAGGAGGUCCGCACAUCUGUUGAAAGCCAGUUGGAGGUGGCUCGAGAGCAGUACAAACAACUGGAACAAACGCUCGUGGAGGUGGAUAAGGAGAAGCAGAGCUUGCAGGAGGAGAGGAACAAAGCUGUCGCUGCCGUGGAGGAGCAGCUGAGCGAGCUGAGAAAGUCUCUGAGCAGCCUGCAGGCAGAGCACCAGAGCAUCCUGGAGAGAGCAUCCAUUUCUGCCGCCCAAGAGCAGCAGGCCAUCCUGGACGGUCAGGAGCAAGCCAAACUUGCGGCCGAGGCCCAGGAUAAGUACGAGCAGGAGAUGUUGCUGCACGCGGCUGACGUGGAGGCCAUGCAGGCUGCCAAAGCUCAGGCUCUGCAGGUUUCUCUUCUCAAACAGCAGCUGGAGGAGAAGAUCCAGAGAACCAGCGCACAGCUGCUGGAGGGUCGUAUCUCCUGGGAGGAGCAAGAGAAACUUCUUAAGGAGGAACAGGGCAAGUUAGAGUCUCGCUGUGAGGAUAUGCAAAGGCAGAACGACCUCCUCCACGAGCAGAUUCAGAAUCUGAGUGGCCAGCUGGCCGGUCUGCUGCAGAGAGCAGCCAAUGAGAGUCCCCUUAACAUCUCGCUAACGGAGGAGGGCAAGUCUCAGGACCAGCUCCUGGAGAUCCUCAGGUUUGUGCGGCGAGAGAAGGAGAUCUCAGAGUCUCGGUAUGAGGUGGCUCAGGGGGAGAGUCUGAGGCACAGGCUGAGAGUGGAGCAUCUGGAGAGAGAGCUGAAGGACCUGCAAGAGAACAUGAAUGCUGAGAGAGAGAAGAUGCAGGUGACUGCAAAGACACUGGCUCAGCAUGAUGAGCUAAUGAAGAAGACUGAGACCAUGAAUGUGCUCAUGGGAACCAAUAAGAUGCUGAGAGAGGAGAAGGAGAAGCUUGUGCAAGAACUGGAGGAGACUCAGGCCAAGAUGCGGAAACUGGAGUCAGAUGUCAAACCCAUGCAGGAGUCCAUCACGGAGCUGAGCGAGAAGAGCGGCGUCUUACAGGCAGAGAAGAAGCUUCUGGAAGAGGACAUCAAACGUUGGAAAGCUCGUACUCAGCAUCUGGUGAGCCAGCAGAAAGACACUGACCCAGAGGAGUACAAGCGCCUGCAUUCUGAGAGGGAGGUGCACAUUAAACGGAUCCAGCAACUCACAGAGGAAAUAGGCCAGCUCAAAAAGGAGGCUAGCAGGAGCAGUGGGUCAUUGACCAUGCUGCAGUCUCAGGUACAGAACCUAAGGGAGAACCUUGCGAAGGUGAUGCUGGAGAAAGACACUCUAAAGAAGGACCAGGAGGCCAAAGUUCUGGACAUUCAAGAGAAAGUCAAAACCAUCACGCAGGUCAAGAAGAUUGGCAGGCGGUAUAAAACUCAGUAUGACGAGCUCAAGGUUGAAUAUGACAAGCUGGUAGCCGCUGCAGCUUCCACACCAGCUCAGGAUCAAGAAGCCCAGCAAGCAUCCGCUCAAGAACUUCAAGCCCUCAGGGAGUCCCUCAGCCAAUCAGGAAACCGGUCAAGGGAACUCGAAGGCCAGCUGGAGAACCUCAAUAGGACCGUGAGCGAGCGGGAAGCAGAGGCACGCAGUGCACAGGAACACGGCUCUCGUCUGCAGGGGGAGCUAACGCGCCUCAGACAGGAGAUUCAUGAGAAGUGUUCUCAAGAGGAGCGGCUCAGACAGCAGCUGGGUGAAAAGGAGGAGAGGACCAAGAAGGCUAUAGUAAUGGCAAAGCAGAAGAUCUCCCAGCUUACCAGUCAAAAAAAUCAGCUCCAGAAUGAAAACGAAGAACUUAAGCAACAAAAAGAGGAGCUUAAGCAACAGAAAGAGGAGCUGGAGGUACGUGUUAACGCACUGAUGUCUCAAUAUGAGGGACGCUUUAGCAGACAGGAGAGAGAGCUGCGAGACCUUCGCGAGCAGCAUGAGAGACAUGGAGAGCAGAGAGACGAGCCCGUGGAGCAGGGCUCCAGCAAGACCCAUGAACAGCAAAGGACAACAGAACAGCGACAGAUCUCCCUAAAGACCACACCAGUGGCUGAAAGAGGAAGCGCAAGCACUUCUGAAACUCCAACUGCCAACAUAAAACCCACACCGGUGGCAGCAACACCCAGCAAGCCUCCCGCCAUCCCUGGGAAUAAAUCAACCCCGAGGGCCAGCAUCAAACCCAUGAUCACGCCUGCCCCGUUGCCUACCCCUACACCCACUGCCACAGUCAUGCCCACAACACAGGUGGAGAGCCAGGAAGCAAUGCAGUCAUCUGAAGCUCCGAUGGAGCAUGUGACGGUGUAUGGUAGUGCGAGCGGUUCAGUGAGGUCAACUAGUCCUAAUGUUCAGACCUCGUUGGCUCAACCUUUGCUAAACGUUCAACAGCAAAGCCAAGCCACUGCAUUUAUUCAGCCUACCCAGCAGCAAACUCAGCCUCCUGCCGAACCGUCCAACCAGGAGCCGGCAGCUGCUGUUAUGAUACCGGCCUCACAGUUAGACAGGCCUCUGUCGACAUCCACUGGUAUCUGGAGCACAGCGGCUAGUACAAGCAGUACUAGUACAGUGACCGCUUCUUCCAGUAACACCUUGAACAAACGUCCUCGUGAAGAAGAGCAAGAGACCAUUUUAGCUGACACACAGUCCCAGGAUGAACCCAUUGACACCCCAAUUUGCAAAAGGGUCCGCAUCCAUAGAGUCGGCCUAGAGGAAGAAGGCUUGACUGAGGACAGCACCGAGGCUGAGAGCGUUGUACCAGGGGAGAGCCAAGACACCUCUGAUGCUGGACAGGAGUUUGAGAGCUAUACUUUGGAGAUGAUGGAUGAGAUGCCAGGACCAUCGCAGUCUGUUCCUGGAGAUCAACUUCUGCCACAUACCUUUGAGAGCCAUCGAAGCCCAGAGGGGACCGAGCAUAACGUCAUAGUCAUUGGUAGUGACACAGACAGUGAGGAAGACCAUGAAGAAUCAGAGGAGGAGGAGGAGGACGAAGAGGAGGAAGAAGAGCCGGAUUAUGGAGAGGAAGAGGAGGAAGAGGAGGAGGAAGAUGAUGAUGACGAGGAAGAUGAUGGUAUCGGGGAAGAGGAGAGCAAUGAAGGGAGUGGAAGUCGAGAUGGCGAUGAGGUCUAUGAGGGCGAUGACACAGAGGGUCCAGAUCCCACAGAUCCAGGAACUGAGACUGAGGAAAGUCUCGGAGCGACAGACUCCACCCAACGUUUGGCAGAUUCUCAGAGCACCAGCUUUGAAACGGGCACAUUGGAGGCCUUUGCAGCAGAUCCAUCUGUCACCAGCUCCGCCCCCCGAGUGCCACUAUCACCCAGGAGGCCCCAGCACUCUCUGCCACCUCGACUUAACAUCUUAUGCACAUCUGCUCAAGAGUUUGGACCACCUGCUCAAGUCCAGCGUCUCCCAGUUCGCCAUCAGACAGCAGGGCGAGGCCUUCACCUUAACCCUGGAAUGGCCAGUAGUGAACAACAGCAUUUCUUCGAAGAGGAUGAUAGGAUGGUUCCCAGCACUCCUACACUACUUCCUCCUCGCUCUGAAGGAUUUGCUGAAGCAAUGCAUUAUACACAGGUCGCAGGUGUGUCGCGGUUUCGCUUUGGCCCUUCAGAUGACCUCCCACAGGCCACCUCCACCCAUUCAGACCCUGGCCAGAUACCUUCACAAGGUUUAGGCAUGUAUGAAAGUUCUGUUUUCCUUGGCGGUCAUGAGGAUGAGUCAGGGGGGCGCAGCGUGCCCACAACCCCACUACAGAUCUCCGCUCCAGUGACUUUUCUAUCAGGUACGUCUGAAGUGACCGAACAUGCUUCUCAGUCUGUGCCCAUGGUGAGCACCUCCACUCCUGGUCUGAGCGCUCCAGCGGGCCCUAGUGGCAUGGAGGACCGAGACGAUAUGUUCAUGGAGGCAGCAGGAGACAGUGCUGAAGCUUCAUUCGAGCCCGUGUCUCAAACUGAGGCAGAUGAACCAGCACAGCCUUCAGAUGAGGCCAGUCUACCCUCCACUAGCCAGGAACCUUCCUCUAGUUCUGCAGAUACGAGCAGCUCUCAGCCUCCCAAAGCGAGAACUGGGUCGGGCAGACAGUGGACUACCGGUCGUUCUGGCAGGAAUUUCGUAAGGAGACGUGGAUCAGGUGUGACGGGUGUGAGGGGACGUUUUGCCAGAUGAAGCAUCUCCAUUCCAGUCGCUGCAUCAACGCAAUGUUAACUGACACUGUUUCAAAAAAGCAGCCUGAUCAUUGUUCUGCUUCAAGGCUUAAUUCAGUGAAUUAUAAUCGUGUUCUCUUUUUGUCGGUUGUGACCAACCCUUUUAUUUUAAGAAUUUUACAUCCGUACAAUAAAAUAUUUUGCUUUGGAAUAA